AUGGGAACUCCAGUUAUUGUGGGUGUGAUAGGUGCGACAGGAAAAAGAGGCCGGUCUGUGGUAUAUGGCCUACUUACUUCACCGACCAAGUUUCAGACUAUCACAUCAUUUAUACAAGCGUUAGUCGAUAGCCAAGUAAACAAAACCCUCAAAGCCAAAGGCGUCAAAAAUGUCGGCUACGACCUGAACGGUCCUCGGGGGGUCCUAGUAGAUCAACUAAAGGGAAUUGAUGUCCUGAUCUCAUGCAUUACCUGGGAACAUCUCGAAUCUCAGGUUCCAUGGAUCGAAGCCGCCAAAGAAGCAGGGGCAAAGCGGCUCGUGCCUUCGGACUGGGUUGGACCGGCACCCAGAGGCAUCAUUGACAUCAAAGAUGAGAAGUUCAUAAUCCUCGUGUUGUUCAACGGGUGGGCCUUCCGUACACUCUCAUCGACGUUGGAUGUUGGUGCAGGAUUGGGUACCCGAAAUUCCAUCCGGUCGGUCGGACCACGCCUAUUCGGGUUACAUUGA
This is a messenger RNA of Aspergillus welwitschiae, 507 nucleotides long. RefSeq lists its product as uncharacterized. Lineage: Eukaryota; Fungi; Ascomycota; Eurotiomycetes; Eurotiales; Aspergillaceae. The transcript is spliced from 2 exons. The record is from RefSeq and is a predicted model, not a curated record. The coding region runs from base 1 to 507 and encodes 168 amino acids.